Molecule: messenger RNA, 811 nt
Organism: Magallana angulata
Lineage: Eukaryota; Metazoa; Mollusca; Bivalvia; Ostreida; Ostreidae
Product: ubiquitin-like modifier-activating enzyme 1
Exons: 7
Coding region: 20-793 (257 amino acids)
Biological process (GO): protein ubiquitination; DNA damage response; ubiquitin-dependent protein catabolic process
Cellular component (GO): cytoplasm; nucleus
Molecular function (GO): ubiquitin activating enzyme activity
Source: RefSeq, a predicted model, not a curated record
UUGUUGCCCAUGAUUGUACAUGGACAGGAGAUGUGUGUAUUACAACAAGCCCCUGCUGGAAUCGGGGACCCUGGGCACCAAGGGCAACGUACAGGUGGUCAUUCCCAAACUGACUGAGUCUUACUCCUCCUCACAGGACCCUCACGGGAAAUCCAUUCCUAUCUGUACCCUCAAGAACUUCCCCAAUGCCAUCGAACACACACUACAGGUGGAGACACUACAAGGAACUAAGAAGGCUGUCGUUGAUGAGAGACCAACCAGUUUCCAGGACUGCGUGGCUUUUGCCAGGAAUGUGUUCCAGGAGAACGAUAAUAACAACAUUCAUCAGCUUCUGUUCAACUUCCCUCCUGAUCAGGUCACAAGUUCCGGAGCUCCAUUUUGGUCUGGUUCAAAAAGAUGUCCGCAUCCACUGGAGUCUGAUGUAAAUAAUACCACCCAUUUGGACUAUGUUAUGUCUGUAGCUAAUCUCAGGGCUCAAAUGUAUGGCUUUAAACAAGUUCGGGAUCCAAAGGCUAUCUGUGAUAUGGUGUCAAAGAGCAAGUUGAUUGCUGGAAAGAUCAUCCCAGCCAUUGCUACCACCACAGCACUCAUCACAGGCCUAGUGGCUGUAGAACUCAUCAAGCUUGUACAAGGACAUAAUACAUUAGAAAGCUACAAGAAUGGAUUUGUAAAUCUGGCUUUGCCCUUCUUUGCUUACUCAGAACCAAUAGCAGCACCCAAGAACAAGUAUUAUGACACUUACUUCACACUAUGGGACCGAUUUGAAGUUCAAGGAGAGAUGACGCUACAGUAAUUUUUAGAUUAUUUCCAG